AUGAAUGAUGAUAUCUAAAGAGGUAGAGAAAGGCCUGUUAGAAAAAACGGCUUAGUUAAUAGUCUUAAUCCUUAUCAAACUAUAAGCUGGAUUUAUACUCUUACUGAUAUUAUUAUUGCUUACAUAUUUUCAAUUUUAAUUUAGGAACCUGGAAUUCAUGUAUAGUUAUUUCUUAUUCAGGAACUUUUACUUAUCCUAUUAACUAUCAUUGUUACUACCAUUUUUUAUAGUUUUUUAAAAGCUACUUUGAUGGAUCCAACGGAUCCUAUUGUGAAACAAGAUAUAAAAUGCAAAUAACAAGGGUAAUCAUAUAGAUUAAACUAUAGUAAAGAAUUGAAAACCGAUUUUAAAUCAUAUUGUCUAGUUUGUUAAGCUCAUGCCUAGGAUAAAACUAAACAUUAUUGGAGUUGUAACAAAUGUGUAUCUCUCUUUGAUCAUCAUUGUAUAUGGCUUAAUAAUUGCGUUGGGGAUUAAAACUAUUCAUAUUUUUUCGUUUUAGUUAUAUCCUUGGUGACAUUUAAAAUUUUCAAACUUGCCUUAGAUGCUAGUUUAUUAUACUAUGAGGUUGAUCUACAAAUACUAGUUUACAUUUUUAUAGUAAUUGAUCCACCAAUUCUAAUAAUCCUAAUAAAUUUAUUGUCUAUGCACUUAUACUUUAAGUAUAAGCACAUAACAACAUAUGAAUACAUUAAAUCAAAGUAGGACAAGAAAUAAUAAACUAAUUAACAAUAGCAUCCCUAACAGAAACAGAAUUAAAAUGAUGGCAGAACAGGAUAUGGUUCAUUAUUAUCAACUUCAAAAAGAGUCGAUUUAAAAUCUUAAUUGUCUCUAAAAACUGCAGAUUCUAAAACAAAUGAGGAUAAAAAGAACCCUUAAUAAUCUCCAUCUUAACCGUAAUUAACAUAGCUUCCAAGUUUAUUUACUUCAAAGCCAGCAACUCCAGGAAAUGAUUAGGUUAGGAAGUCUCGUAUACAAUAAUAGGUUCCUUUAUCUUAUGCUAAAGAUCUGGAUGAAAUAAAGGAUAGUGAUGCUGAAGAUUCAGAACUUAAAAUGAAUAAAAGUUCAGAUGAGGAUUAAGAUGAUAAUCUUAGCAAUAAUGAGCAUCAUUGUCCAAAAAAUAGCAAUGUUUCUUAAAUCGAUUAAUUAGCAAAUCAAUCAAUAUCUUUUGAGAUCGAAUAAAAGAUAGUAGAAAAGAAGAAUUAAGAAGUGAAUAAGGAAAUAGAGAAUAAAUCUUUUAAUCAGGAUAUAGUUAGUGUUUCAAAUUAAUAAUCAUUGCAUGCAUAAUAACCUCCAUCUUCUCAAAAUUGCUAUACAUUCUAAAUAGAUUUAAAUUCUGAUUAAUAGAAGGUUAUUACAUCUCCAUCUAGUAAGAGAAAUAGUUAACAUUUAAUUGCUGAUAAUUGUACUGAAUGA
Messenger RNA from Paramecium tetraurelia, 1413 nucleotides. RefSeq lists its product as uncharacterized. Gene Ontology annotation, biological process: peptidyl-L-cysteine S-palmitoylation; protein targeting to membrane. The record is from RefSeq and is a predicted model, not a curated record. NCBI's taxonomy places the organism in Eukaryota, Ciliophora, Oligohymenophorea, Peniculida, Parameciidae. The transcript has 5 exons. Gene Ontology annotation, cellular component: endoplasmic reticulum; Golgi apparatus. Gene Ontology annotation, molecular function: protein-cysteine S-palmitoyltransferase activity.